Messenger RNA from Menidia menidia (Atlantic silverside), 2414 nucleotides. The record is from the annotation of a GenBank genome assembly. NCBI's taxonomy places the organism in Eukaryota, Metazoa, Chordata, Actinopteri, Atheriniformes, Atherinopsidae.
AGGACUUGAAAAUCUUUGAACAAAUUUGGAAACUUUGUUGACGCUACACUUGAAAAGCAUUGACAAUUGUGUUUGCGCAUGCGCACAUGCGAUUAAACCAAGCAGCUGAAGCUGGUGUCAAAACACAGAGGGAAGCUAGCAGCGGGCAGCGCAGGUCCUCGUUUCUCGUUGGGUUUAGCUCUAUUUUUUGGUGACUGUUUGUCUACACAAAGUGUGUUUUCUUCAUCAUUUACGUCCGCGUACCAUGACCGAACAAUCAGCACUACUUCUCCGAAAGCAACUGGCAGAGCUCAACAAAAACCCCGUGGAGGGCUUUUCAGCUGGUCUCAUCGAUGACGAUGACAUAUACAAGUGGGAGGUUGUGAUCAUCGGUCCACAAGAUACUCUUUUUGAAGGAGGGUUUUUCAAAGCCUACCUAACAUUUCCCUAUGACUAUCCUCUACGGCCACCAAAGAUGAAGUUUAUUACUGAAAUAUGGCAUCCAAAUGUUGCAAAGAACGGAGACGUUUGUAUCUCGAUCCUCCAUGAGCCAGGAGAAGACAAGUUUGGCUAUGAAAAGCCUGAGGAGCGCUGGCUUCCCAUCCACACAGUAGAGACAAUCAUGAUUAGUGUUAUUUCCAUGUUGGCCGACCCCAACAGCGACUCGCCCGCCAACGUGGACGCCGCCGUGAAAAGAGUGGAGGGAGGACCCCAACGGCGAGUUCAAGAGGAAGGUGGCUCGCUGCGUAAGAAAAAGUCAAGAGAUGGCGUUCGACUAGGAGCUGGCUGUAGAUUCCAGGUUAAAGGAAAGGCCUUCAGAGGGAAAUCUCCAGAGAAAGGCUUUCGCUCCCCUUGUUUUGCCAGUCAGAGGAAUCGGUCGGCCUCCACCACCUUUCUGUGAACGAUCUGUCACUUGAGCCAAUUUGUGAAACCCUACCAGCGAAAUUGACCUGUUUCCUACCUGGAAUUGUAUAUUUAAUUUUAUUUAUUUUGAAUGGAGAAAAGAAAUGAUGUAAGAUAUGUCACUACUGUAAAUUAACUUGCUUUUUUAUCUGCUGCUGAACAGUUUCUACUUUAUACCAGGUUUCUUAUGCAAUUUAGUGGUCAAGGUUGUGUAAAGCUAAAGCCUGUUCUGGUCACCUGUCCUCCCUGCUGCAUACUAACCGGGUGUUUUCCUUCAUUUCCCCGACAAACCCCGUCAGUUGCUGUGAUUUAUUUCUGACGCCGUUGCCUUUUGUUGGCUCCACCUCCUGCUCAUGGUCUCCAGGAAAAAAAGGCUGACAACUUUUAGAGCACCGUCUAGUUUUGAAGUCUUAAAUGUGUCCUGAGAAGCCGCCUGCUGUGUGCAUUUCCCUCCUCUCUUCCGUGUGUGUCUAAGACGUUAAAGCUCCCAGACAAACGUGCAUGAUGCCCUCAGACGGCCGUUAAUUCCCCUCGAGCGACUUGUUUUGAGGGUCGUUGUUGAGCGUCUGGCUCACACACUGGCAGAAGGUCUGUGCCAACUUCUCAGGAUCGGACUUUUGCCGAGCUCUUGAGUAGCGGUUUGUAAGCCGGAGUUCUGGAUGCCGCGAACCAGCCGGUCGGCAAGGAAGUCUGUGAAUUAUCAGUUAGAUGCUCCAAACUGGCAUCUGAGCUUACCUCAAUUGAACAGGAGGAGACAUCUGACAGGUUUAUGGUUGAGUUAUUUUAGGGUUCUUUAGAGGUUUUAGGGGCUCCAUAGUAGAGUUAGUGAGUGAUCCUUUCUUUGUUGUGGCACAUUAGUGUGUGUGUGUGGGUAAGAUCACAUUCACCUCUCUGUUUAGAUUCUUCUAUAAACAUCUGGAGUUCUGAUUGGCCCAAUCUUUUUUUAGAACUGCAACCAAAUCACUGAACCCCAGACUUUAAGUUAACUCGCCCACUAGUAAAGAACAUGAUAAACUCUGAAUCUAGAUGUUGUUUUUAAACAGUCUGGGUGGAGUGUGGAAGCCACUGGCCAGUCUUCACUUUAUCGAUGGUGUUUCUAACUGUUAAGCCAUGAUUGAUCAAUGACAGAAACAUAGCAAACCAUCUCUUGGCGCAUGCAAUCAGGUUCGAAGGAGCGCGGUCUGUUUAAUUAGGAACCCUGUUAGUACAUUCUGAGUGAAUGUGAUGUGUACAGUUAGUAAAGUUGUGUAGACUUGAUCACAUACCUGCUGUCGACAUUACCUUUUUAAAUCAGAAUUUCUAACCUACCAUGACCUCCUCUGACCGGUGUUCACUGUAUUUGCACAGAUUCGGUGCGUUUGAAACGUCAUUAAGCAAUACGCUCUGAAAAAUGGUUUGUCCAGGUAAUCCACCACAACGCCAUUUUAUUUGUCGUAGGUUUGUUUGUUUUUUGGGUUGUUUUUCUUGUUCCAUUUUUUUGUGUCAAUGCAAUGUAUAUUGGACAUGAUGCUCAAUAAAGAGUGUAAACACGA